UCGCCAGAUUUUUGAGAAUUUUCUUGGCCAUAUUUAGUAAGAGUUAGGGUAAUGAAGCUGCAAUGGUGUCAAUUGGAGAGGGAGUGUCUCGGUUGUUGGAUGUUCCAGUCGUUUGGGCGCUCAGUCACGAGUGGUAGCGUAGCCCCUGAAGCCGAAAAGGGUAUCUUUUCUGUCAGAUGCUUCACUUUCUUUUAGGCUGCUUCUGCUCCGAAGGUUUUUCGGGCCGUUCUGUGUUUAUUUCCUGUUUUGUUGCUCAAGGUUGCGGGAGUGAGGAGCGUGGGACGUAGCCACAGCCAUAGCCAUGGCGCUCCGAGUUGUCGCUCCGAGCACUGGGCAAGCAGCGUGUUGGGGAAUUGUGUCCUUGCGAGAUGGCGGGAGUAGGAGGAGUGAGAGCGGCGGUAGAGUUUGCAUGGCGAUGAGUUGGGAGGGGCAGCAGUAUCAGAUGUUGAAGAAGCAGCAGGUGCAGGGAUUGGGACAUUGGGGGGCGCCGAUUACAAGAAAAUCCGUCAGCAGGAGGCUGGUGCAGAGAAAUGCAUCGGCAGAGCUCGCGAAUGGGGGUGGAGACGAUGGGGGAAGUGGUGGAGUGAAGGGGUAUGGGGGUGGCGAUGGGGAUAGUGAAGAGGAAGGCAAGGGUGGAGCUGCGAACCGUGAGGAAGCUCUCAUGGUGUUGUCUGGAUUGGGCAAGACGCUUGAGAACUUGCCAGCCGAUCUCGCCUCCGCGAUUCAGGAGGGACGCAUCACUGGCGCUAUUGUGACGAAGUUCUUCGAGUUGCAGGACUCCAAGUUCUUGGGCUGGUUGCUGAAUUUUAGCGGAUUCAAGGAGCGGCUUCUUGCUGAUGAUUUGUUUAUGACGAAAGUUGCGAUCGAAUGUGGCGUGGGGAUUUUUACUAAGACAGCUGCUGAGCUGGAGAAGCGGAAAGAGAAUUUUUCGAAGGAGCUGGACUUCGUCUUUGCUGAUGUGGUGAUGGCUCUGAUUGCUGACUUUAUGCUGGUGUGGCUACCAGCCCCAACGGUGUCAUUGCGUCCUAGGCUGACCGCAGGCGCUGGAGGGCUUGCGAAAUUCUUUUACAAUUGUCCUGAUAACGCUUUCCAGGUUGCACUUACAGGGCAAACCUUUACUCUUUUGCAACGUGCUGGUGCCAUUGUGAGAAAUGGGUCCAAGUUGUUGGCUGUCGGUACAACAGCCUCACUGGUCGGAACAGCCUCUACGAAUGCCUUAAUUGCAAUUCGUCGAAAGGUGGAUAAGAAUUUUGAGGGAGAGUCGGAAGAUAUUCCAAUCCUUCAAACGAGUUUGGCCUAUGGAGUUUACAUGGCUGUCUCCAGUAACUUGCGGUACCAAAUUCUGGCAGGAGUGGUUGAGCAGCGCAUAUUGGAGCCAAUGCUGCACAAUCAGAAGUUGCUUCUUAGUGUGAUGAGUUUUGCUGUUCGCACCGGAAAUACGUUCCUUGGUUCAUUGAUGUGGGUGGAUUACGCACGAUGGGUUGGAGUACAGAAGGACAGAGGUUCUGAAGAAGCUGUCGCAGCCAUUGAGGAUGCUGCUCAAGCUGUUGCCGGAGCUACAGGAUCAGCGCCUGCUUAGAGUUUUUAGCAUCACUUGCAUCUGUGAGGACAUAUGCAACUAAUUCACCUUCUCAACUUAAAAUCUCUUUAGUGAUGGUAGUUCUACCGUAAUAAGUUCAUUUCUUCGUGCACGACUUCAGGAAAGAGCUGGCCUCAACUUCUUUUGAAAAAUUCAAAUUUAAUUUUUAACGAAGGUGAACUAGACGCUUCCUUACUGUAAGUUAAGUUUUGAGCUACAUCUAGCAUAUACGAUGGACAUUCUUGUACAUCAUGAUUCCCGAUGUCACAGCAAAUGGCAUUUGAAGAUUGUGAUCCAGUAUUUUUAUGGUCUCUUCUGACGCUUA
Molecule: messenger RNA, 1904 nt
Organism: Physcomitrium patens
Lineage: Eukaryota; Viridiplantae; Streptophyta; Bryopsida; Funariales; Funariaceae
Product: protein RETICULATA-RELATED 4, chloroplastic
Source: RefSeq, a predicted model, not a curated record